Molecule: messenger RNA, 2778 nt
Organism: Hordeum vulgare subsp. vulgare (domesticated barley)
Lineage: Eukaryota; Viridiplantae; Streptophyta; Magnoliopsida; Poales; Poaceae
Product: vacuolar-sorting receptor 1-like
Exons: 12
Coding region: 1-2409 (802 amino acids)
Molecular function (GO): calcium ion binding
Source: RefSeq, a predicted model, not a curated record
AUGCACGGCACGCCCUCCGUCUUUCCUUCUCCUCGGAUGAGCAUGAGCAUGAGCAUGACAGCGUCCCAAAAAGGGCGUCGCUUUCCCCGUCACCACGCACGGCCACGGCCACGGCCACAAACACAAACACACGAGAAGCAAAAGGCGGGAGCCUUGGAAGCGUUCCAACGUACGUACCCCCCACACCACACCAUCGACAUCGAGGAGGCCGCCACGUACCUCGCCCUCCUCCUUCCUCUCUUACAUCUCUCCCUCUCCCACUCCACUGCCUCUCCCUCCCAACCCCCGGUCAAAUCCAUCCUCACUUCCUUCGCACCCAAACCACGCUCGAUCGCCUUUUCCGCUCACACGCCACCCUCCUCUCUUCCCUUCCCCGAGAUCGAUCCGUACUCCGUCGCGUUCCUCCAUCGACCCAUCCUCGCAUCCGAUCCUCGUACGUGCACGGGGUUGGCCCGGGAGAGGGAUCGGGGCAUCGGUACGGUCAAGCGAGCAGGCGUCAUGGGAGGCAGAUGGUCGCCGUCGGCGGGGUGGGGGCCGUGGAGGCCGCGGCUUCUCCUCCUCCUCGUGGCGCUGACGGCGGCGACGGUGGAGGGGAGGUUCGUGGUGGAGAAGAACAGCCUGCGGGUGACGUCGCCGGCGUCGCUGCGGGGCGUGUACGAGUGCGCCAUCGGCAACUUCGGGAUGCCGCAGUACGGGGGCACCAUGCACGGCGUCGUCGUCUACCCCAAGGCCAACGCCAGGGCAUGCAACCCCUUCGCCGACUUCGGCCUCUCCUUCAACCCCAAGGCCGGCGGCCUCCCCGUCUUCCUCCUCGUCGACCGCGGAGACUGCUACUUCACAACCAAGGGAUGGAACGCGCAGACCGCCGGAGCGGCGGCGGUGCUCGUCGCCGACGACAGGGCAGAGCCCCUGAUCACAAUGGACACCCCGGAGUCGAGCGGCAAGGAGCACCUGGAGAACAUCACCGUGCCCUCGGCCCUCGUCUCCAAGCGCUUCGGCGACGACCUCAAGAGCGCGCUCGAGAACGGCGACAUGGUGAACGUGCUCCUGGACUGGCGGGAGUCCCUCCCGCACCCCGACGAGCGCGUGGAGUACGAGUUCUGGACCAACAGCAACGACGAGUGCGGCGCCAAGUGCGACAUGCAGAUGAACUUCGUCCGCGACUUCCGCGGCGUGGCGCAGGUGCUGGAGCAGCGCGGCUACACCCAGUUCGCGCCGCACUACAUCACCUGGUACUGCCCGGAGGCCUUCGUGCUGAGCGCGCAGUGCCGGUCGCAGUGCAUCAACCACGGCCGCUACUGCGCCCCCGACCCGGAGCAGGACUUCACCACCGGGUACGACGGCAAGGACGUCGUCGUCCAGAACUUGAUCCAGAUCUGCCUCUUCAAGGUGGCCAACGAGAGCCGCAAGCCGUGGCUGUGGUGGGACUACGUGCAUGAUUUUGCCAUCAGGUGCCCGAUGAAGGAGAAGAAGUACACCACCGAGUGCGCUCGUGGUGUGAUCAAGUCGCUUGGGAUGGACACUGACAAGAUUACCAAGUGCGUCGGAGACCCCGACGCCGAUGAGGACAAUCCGGUGCUCAAGGCAGAGCAAGAUGCUCAAAUUGGUCAUGGUGCUCGAGGGGAUGUUACCAUACUGCCGACUUUCGUCGUCAAUAACAGACAGUACAGAGGGAAACUGGAUAAAAGGGCGGUGCUACGAGCGAUAUGUUCGGGAUUUGAGGAGACAACUGAACCUGAUAUCUGUUUGACUCAAGACAUACAAACAAACCAGUGCUUGGAAAACAAUGGAGGUUGCUGGCUGGACAAGAACACUAAUUUCACUGCGUGCAAGGAUACCUUCCGUGGUCGAGUUUGUGAGUGCCCGGUUGUGAAUGGUGUAAAGUUUGUCGGCGACGGGUACACCCACUGUGAAGCUUCCGGUGUCGGUCGAUGCCAAAUCAACAAUGGGGGCUGCUGGAAGGAGACCAGGAACGGCAAGUCUGUCUCGGCAUGCUCGAAUGAGCAAACCAAAGGCUGCAAAUGUCCACAAGGCUUCAAGGGUGACGGCGUACACGGUUGCGAAGAUGUUGAUGAAUGCAAAGAGAGGCUCUUCUGCCAGUGCAAGGACUGCAGCUGUGAGAACACAUGGGGAAGCUACGAGUGCGGCUGCGGUGGUAGCAACAUGCUGUACAUGAGAGAGCACGACACUUGCAUCAGCAAAGUGGCGACUUCGUCGGUGGGCUGGGGGUUCCUGUGGGUCAUCUUCUUCGGCCUCGGCUUCGCGGGAGUCGGAGCAUACGCCGUCUACAAAUAUCGGCUACGGAGCUACAUGGAUUCAGAGAUCCGCGCGAUCAUGGCGCAGUACAUGCCGCUGGAGAACCAGGAGACGUCGAGCCACCAACGGCAUGUGGAGCACGCCGACAUCUGAGACGGCCGAGGGUUUUUGCAUACGGAUCGAGCAGCGUCAUAAGAGCCAAAGUCUUUCUCGUCGCAGUCCGUGGUUGGUGGCAUCUCGUCGGGUUUGGAGCUGCAGUUUUGAAUUUCCAGAGGGUUGGUUCGUGGUUAGCGUAUAUGAUCCCGAAAGACGAAAUGCUCUUCUCUUUUUUUCUCUUUCUGAUGACGAAACUUUGAGGACAGGUUUAGGAUCGAUCUCGCCGGAAUUUAGCCGUCAUUUAGUCAUAAUUUCGAUGCUCGUGGUCUUGUUCAGCGUGAUGACAUUGUGUAAAUACUGCUGUUCGUUCGGACUGAAUCGUGUUUGCUGCCCUUUAUAAAGAGACCAGAAGAGCAUCUAGCCUUA